AUGCAGCCAAUUGAGUGGAUUGAGAAAAAUAAAGGAGAAAGGGUUAGAGUGGUUUUAAGAACAGGGAGAGUAUAUUCUGGGACUUUUAUCAGCUACGACUCAAAUGUAAACAUUCUCUUUGAGGAUUUGUCUUGCUGGAAUACCAAGGAGAAAAUUGGAAAAUCGAUUCUGAAUGGAACAACAGUAGCAUACAUGGAGAGAUUAGUAAAUUAG
Molecule: messenger RNA, 213 nt
Organism: Nematocida ausubeli
Lineage: Eukaryota; Fungi; Microsporidia
Exons: 1
Coding region: 1-213 (70 amino acids)
Molecular function (GO): RNA binding
Source: RefSeq, a predicted model, not a curated record